Metarhizium brunneum ARSEF 3297 is the source of this 825-nucleotide messenger RNA. It is a transcript of the gene Nor1, whose product is annotated as Norsolorinic acid ketoreductase. NCBI's taxonomy places the organism in Eukaryota, Fungi, Ascomycota, Sordariomycetes, Hypocreales, Clavicipitaceae. Gene Ontology annotation, molecular function: oxidoreductase activity, acting on the CH-OH group of donors, NAD or NADP as acceptor. The record is from RefSeq and is a predicted model, not a curated record.
AUGAACCAACUCCCACGCGCAGCGGCACAGCGUAGUACGAAUCUGCAAGCAGCCAGCACCAUCAUGACCCCCAACGCAAACACAGUCUAUGUCAUCACAGGCGGAAAUAGAGGCAUCGGCCUCGGGCUAGUCAAGGCGCUCCUGGCCCGUCCGUCCACCAGCGUCAUUGCCACCGUUCGAAACGACGAGGCCGCCAGAGACCUCGGGGAGGAGAUUGCCGCUGCGGCUGGGGUAGGAGACGGAAGCGGCCUGGACAUGAUCACGCUCGACUUGUCCCGCGCCCCCUCGCCCGAGCAAGUAGGCCAGGCCGUCGCCGACCUGGGCCACGAUCAUGUCGACGUGCUCAUCAACAAUGCCGGCAUGUCAAGCCCCAUGGUCCCUGCGGCGCAGACGGCGGCGGACGACCUCCGCGCCGCGUUCGAGGUCAAUUCCAUUGCGCCCCUGAUGGUAUUCCAAGGGUUGUGGCCGAUGCUGCAAAAGUCGGCUCGCCCCAAGGUCGUCAUGAUGACGUCCUCGGUCGGCUGCAUCACGCUUCAAGAGCUGUCCGGGGGCUCUUACGGCCCCAGCAAGGCGGCCCUGAAUUGGAUCACCCGUGCUCUUCAUCUUCAGAAUGAGGAGUCUGGCCUGGUGGCGGUGGCCCUGCACCCGGGCUGGGUCCAGACGGGCAUGGGAGAACAGGCGGCACGGGAUUGGGGGUAUACUCAGCAGCCGCCAGAGACGGUGCAAGCGAGCGUCAUGGGCAUCCUCGAGGUUGUCGACGGCGCUACUCGAGACACGGUGUCGGGCACGAUGGUCACUUUUCAGGGCCAGGUGCUGCCUUGGUAG